This is a messenger RNA of Alternaria conjuncta, 870 nucleotides long. RefSeq lists its product as uncharacterized. Lineage: Eukaryota; Fungi; Ascomycota; Dothideomycetes; Pleosporales; Pleosporaceae. The record is from RefSeq and is a predicted model, not a curated record. The coding region runs from base 1 to 870 and encodes 289 amino acids. The transcript is spliced from 3 exons.
AUGUAUUCAGACGACCCAAGAUGUACCGAACUCGCGUAUACCGACCUGGUUAACUUUGGCGUCUCCGUCUUCAUAGUCCUCGGAAUACUCGUAUCCUACCUUCCACAACAUUAUAAGAUCAUAUCGCGUCGGUCAUCGCGUGGUCUGAGCCCCAUGUUUGUCCUCCUAGGGACUGUGUCGGGAACCGCUAGCAUCGCGAACAUCUUGACCCUACCGGAAAGCACGAGGGACAUGGGAUGCUGUAAGGAGAUUGGAAGCUUUCCAUGCGCAGCAGCUAUGCUCGGCAUAGUACAGAUCGGGGUGCAGUGGAGUUGUUUCUUCUUCAUCAUGCUACUCUUCCUCAUCUUCUUCCCUCGAGGCAACUCACCAACUGUAGAAGAAGAACAAGACACCGACAUGCCCACAUGGAAAGAGGCCGUCCUCGUCCUAGGUGUUUCACUCGCGUUCUUCGUCGUCGCAUUCAUCGGCUCCGUCGUUUUCGUAUACGCGCUCCCUUCACACGUUCGCGGAUGGGCAAACUUCCUCGGCUUGCUUGCUACCGUCCUUGCCGCUAUACAAUACAUACCACAGAUCCUCAUGACUUGGAGACUACAGGAAACCGGAAGUCUAUCCAUCCCUAUGAUGUGCAUUCAGACACCGGGGAGCUUCGUCUUUGCCGCAAGUCUAUAUGCGAGGCUAGGACCUGGAGGCUGGAGUGCUUGGGGCUUGUUCAUCUUUACGGGCAUCCUCCAGGGUUUCCUACUCGCUAUGGGUUUGUCUUUCGUUCUGAGAGAUAGAAAGAAGCAGAGAGACCAGCAGCUUGCUGAUGCCGAUGGGAGCGGCGUUGCUGGUGAUAGCGAGCGAGCGCCAUUGCUGCAUGGUGAAAGAUGA